AUGUGGACGAUAUGGGUGCCUGGAUGGGGGGCUGUGAUGGUGGCGGGAUCGCUCUUGCUCUACAGCACUCUGGACGUGGCCUACUUCGCGCGUAUGAUGUACACUGUGGCUAAGGCCCGGUAUUUUAGGAAAAAAAUCUGUAUUUUGGAUUCUACCGAGGUGCAAUCGUGGUGUCUCCUAAAUGACAUAGACACUUUGCUCUACCAUAUGAACAACGCGCGGUAUUUACGAGAGUUGGACUUCGCGAGAGCUGAUUUCUAUGAGCGAAGUGGACUCUACGCAAAUAUUAAAGCAGCAGGUGGUUCCGUACUUCAGGCAGCCACUACUAUCAGAUAUAGGCGGUAUUUGAAACCUUUCACAAAAUUCACCAUUACUUCAAAGGCUAUUUUCUGGGACGAAAAGACGUUCUUCAUGGAGCACGAGUUCAUAGGGCCGGGGGGUUUCGUCCACGCAGUGGCUUUGUGUCGACAGCGAAUCAUAGACACGUCGGUUGCUGCGAUCGCUGAAUUACUCCUACAGCUUCACUGUUCCGGUAGUUGUAGGUCGCCACCGGAAAAAAUGCCUUCAGAGCUCGAACUCUGGGUUCAAAGUAAUGAGUUAAGUUCAGCAAAGCUACGACCUAUCGCCCCUAGCCUACCCCUAGAAGCGCACCCCCUCAGUUGCGGAGAGAUCAUUCCUAAAGCAGCCGAA
Molecule: messenger RNA, 690 nt
Organism: Brenthis ino (lesser marbled fritillary)
Lineage: Eukaryota; Metazoa; Arthropoda; Insecta; Lepidoptera; Nymphalidae
Source: the annotation of a GenBank genome assembly